Molecule: messenger RNA, 12169 nt
Organism: Ictalurus punctatus (channel catfish)
Lineage: Eukaryota; Metazoa; Chordata; Actinopteri; Siluriformes; Ictaluridae
Gene: atm
Product: ATM serine/threonine kinase
Exons: 63
Coding region: 174-9404 (3076 amino acids)
Biological process (GO): DNA repair
Molecular function (GO): protein binding; protein serine/threonine kinase activity
Source: RefSeq, a predicted model, not a curated record
AAUAACGAAUUCUGCGCCCUGUCCAGUUUUCCCUUCUUGAUUUAGGAUUCAAUCCCAGAUGAAGACGAGAAGAAGGCGGGUUUGUCUUCACACGUGUGCGUGAAAGUUGUGUUGGAGUUUGCAGAAAGAAACCAGAAAGUAAACAAAGUGUGUUUGAAGCCAAUGGCAGGAAAAUGAGUCUGGUACUGAAUGAGCUGCUGCUGUGCUGCCGUGGACUGGACCAUGACAAGGCCACUGAGAGGAAGAAGGAGGUGGAUCGUCUCCGGAGGCUUCUUCGGGAUCCUGAAACGGUGCGGGAACUCGACAUUGUGUCCACCAGGAAAGCCCCGGAAGGCAGUACUCAGCUCAUCACAUGGGAUGCUUUGUUCGGGUUCUUGAAGAAGUACCUGAAGAAAGAGAAUGAGCUCCUGAAGUCGAACAAAUCGAAAGUCUCAGCUGCCACUCAGACCAACCGGCAAAAGAAGAUGCAGGAGAUCAGCAGCCUGAUUAAAUUCUUUGUCCAGUGUGCCAACAAACGAGGGCCGAAGUUAAAGUGUGCGUAUCUGCUGGCUCAUGUGGUGGAGGUUCUGCAGAGCUCCUUUAGCUGUGCUAUAUAUGGAGAGGACUACAGUAGCAUCCUACUCAAGAACAUCCUCUCUGUCCGCAAGUACUGGUGUGAGAUUACUCAGCAGCAGUGGCACUGUCUGCUGGAUGUGUUCACUUCGUCCAAAUCUAUAAACCGGGUUUUAGUGAGCAGGAUCAUUCACACCGUGGUUCAGGGAUGCUGCCUUCAGACUAACAGCUUGUCACACAUACUCUUCAGCUCUUUCUCAAAAGCACUCAGUAACAUCAGAACAGAGAGACACCUGCAGGUGCUGGAGUACCUGAUCUCUGCUCUGAACGUGUUUCUGCGCUCUGUGGCGAUGAACCGCAGGAGACGAGUGUGCAGACUGGGAGAGGAACUGCUUCCUUCCAUCCUGCAUGUGUGGAGCGAGAUGAGGCCCAGCUCCAGUCUGAAAGAGGAAAUGGUGGAUUUCUUUAACAUACAGCUCAGCGUGCAUCAUCCCAAAGGAGCCAAGACAGUGGAGACGGGUGCCCAUGCAGAGGACUGGGCGAAAUGGCGGAGUCUCCUCUACAGCAUGUAUAGUGCUCUCGAAGGGGAGAUCAGCCACAUCGGCAGUCGCGGAAAGUACGCUACGGGUUCUCGUAAUAUCGCUGUCAAAGAAAAUCUUAUUGAACUGACUGCGGACAUUUGCCACCAGCUGUUUAGUCAGGAUUCACGUGUUGUGUUGAGGGACAGCACGCAGAGCAGCAAGCGGCGGCGUAUGGAGCUCGGCUGGGAAACGCUGAGGGAUCACCUACAACCCCAUCACAGCGACUUCGACAUGAUACCUUGGCUACAGGUGACUGCUGCUCUGACUUCUAAAUACCCCUCCAUGCUUCCUGCCCACGAGCUGGGCCCUCUGCUGUCUCUGCUGUGCCAGCUGCUGGGCGAGCAGCAACGUCGAGGAGAGAGGGGCCUGUAUGUACUGCCCUGCCUGAAGCAGUUGGCUCUGUGCCAGUCCAAAAUCUCAGGAAAGAGCCAGGCUCUGCCGGGAGAAGUAGGCCGGAUUUGGGCCAGAGUGUGGGCGCUGGCAGUGCGAGGCGUCAGUUCUGCUUACACUGAGGCUCUGUGCCUAGAGCUAUUACAAACCCUGGUGCAGUGCCACCUUGUGCCCGUCGACAGAGAGUUCUGGAAGCUGUUCUCUGGCGCCGUGUGUAAACCAUCUGCUGUUUCAGCCCUCAGCCUCGCCCAGGCCUUGUUGACGUGUUCGGUUCCGAAGAGUGUGUACAGCAGUGAGUGUUCGUCAUCUGUGUUGCUGGAUGCUGGCUCUCCACUCUCUCUGAAAGAAGCAAUCAUUGACUGGCUGCUUAUGAAUGAGCAGAGUGAUGAAAUGGAGGAGAGCGUCAGACUUCACCCAAUCAUCUGCAGGAAUAUUCCUCUAAAUAUUAUCCCGAGAAUUCUGGUGGCUUUGACGCUGAAAGACACCAUGGCAGGAAUGGCAUUUCUCAUGAGUUCACUUCAGCUAGAGAGUGUAUCUGCUCCGGAUCGGCCUGCGGAAGCUAGAACCCUGCUGAAUGAAAUUGAGACACUGUACCUGCAGGUCAGUUUUGAUGAUGCGGCGUCGCGGUCUGCAGCCAAAGCAGACAGAAGCGGAACAUUGAGAGAAAAGCCUCAGCUCACCGUCAUCGACUCUCUCAGGACUCGAGUGGAACAGAGUCUUCAGGCUGUAGCUGACCAUCUCCUCAACUCCUUCUCUCCUGACACUCCUAAUACCUCCCCUGCGUGUAUGGUGAGCUGCUUGAGACUUCUUAUUGGUACCCUGGGUUCCUUUGUAUGCAUCAGAUUCCUUACUGAGGAAAACGCAUGCCACACUCCUCUCUUUCAGAAAGCAAAGGCUAUAGCGCAGGACUUGAGUGAAUACAUUUCCUCUGCAAAGACCAGGUUAAGUGAAGAUGAAACUCUGUCCACGCUUCAAUCUGUGAUGCUGCUGUACUCAGAAAGCAUCAGCACGAAGAAUAAAGACAGUGUUUCUACAAUCUCUCGCAGUUUAGUAAUGAAGGCUCUCCCCGCUCGACUGCUGAGUGAGCUGGCGGAAAUCUGCAAGCUAAUGUUAGGUAACUCUGCUAAAAGAGACAGCACAGGGGUUGAUAAUGAUCUGGAUGACAUGGAGGUGAGCAGAGAUCAAAUGGAGGAGAACCCACAAGAAGAAGUUGAUCUGUUUGAUGAUGGUGACAGCGCACAGCACAGCAACACCGGAACGCGGAUGCUUAAUACUGACCUGACGGACUUCCAGCAUGGUUCAGGAGCGAAGAGCCCUCUAUCACAAGAUCACCUGACCAAACAGGACCUGGCCUUCCUGGACACUCUGGAGUUUCUUGCUCUGUGCGCGUCGUUUGAACAGAGUACCGGCCUCAGCUUUAAACCGCUGGACCUUCAACGCAAGCUGCUAAAACUUUUGGAUCCAAUGGAUUGUGCCAAACCGCUGCACCUCCACAUGUAUCUGGUUCUGCUGAAGGUGCUUCCUGCAGAGAGGAUGUCUCUGAAAGCUGAAGAGUUUGAUUUGCUGCUCAGACCACUUGCGGACAUAUGUUCGCAGUACCGCCAAGAUCAAGAGAUGUGCUGUGCCAUCCUGUUAGCGCUGCUGCCAUGUGUGUGCUGCCUGCGCGGCCUACGGUCUCCACCUGAGCAGGACGAGGAGAUGCAUCAUGUCCGGGGUGUCCUGCUGAAAGUGCUCUCAGGAUUCCGUGCCUUGGUUAAAAGUGACAAAUGCACGUCAGCUGUAAGGGCAGCACUGGGCCGCUGUUUACUCGCCUUGAUGGAAGUUGACCCUUACUGUAAGUGGGUGGUCUUAUCUCUGAAGGAGGAGGAGCUUCCGGCAUGUGCUCUUUUGCCCUUGCACCUGGCAGACCCCCAUCACCAUGUUCGCAUGCAAGCAGCCAUGAAUGUAGAGAGACUGUUCUUGGAGAAAGUAGGUAGGACUGGAGAGCAAAAGAAGAUGCUCCCACUAAAACACCAGCAAGCAGCCUUUGAGAACGUCUACCUGAAAGCACAGGAGGGGAUGAAGAUCCAGAGAAACGGUUCCCCUGAAGACCUGCCUGAUGAGACCUUUAACCGUCAGGCGACUCUGCUGAAAAGCCUGUCCAUGGUGAUGCGCUGCAGCCCCGUGUGUGAGAAGCAGGCUCUCUUCGCCCUCUUUCAGUCCUACAAGGAGAACAGCAUCGACGAGAACCUGAUUAAAAAGGUGUUGGUGAGCGUUUCUCUUUCUCUGGGCUACAGAAGCUCUGAGGCGUUUGUCUGCUCUCAUCUGAAUUAUCUAGUGGCUGAAUGGCUGAGCCAGAGACAGACGGAGACCAGCUACACGCUACAGUCCUUCCCUUAUACCCUUUUAUCCUGCAGCACUCUGGAGGAGUUUUACAGGUCAUCGUAUCAUGUUCUUAUCCCACGCUUGAUCUUCCUGAACGACUUUGAGCAGGUGAAAUCUAUCGGGAGUCACCUGAAGCAAGACUGGAGGCAGCUGGUGGCCAUCUGCUUCCCUAAAAUCAUGGUGAACAUCCUGCCACACUUCGCCCUCCCCGGCCAUGAUGCAGAGGCGGCAAAGCAGAGAGAGAAAGCACACCAUGUUUAUGACCUGCUGAAGGACGACCAGUGCCUGGGGAAACAGCAAAUCGACAAUCUGAUAUGCGGCAACCUGGCAGACAUUGUUGUCGAGCUGUUGAUGACGCUGUACGAGGGCGCAGGAUCAGGCACUGCUGAAAGAGGAGACCUGCAGAAGUUUAUUGGGGAGCUGGAUCCUGCUCCGAAUCCACCUUUCUUCAGCUCACACGUGAUUAAAGCAACACUGGAUUACCUCAGCAAGUGUCAUAGCAACAGUCAGAAGUCUCUGGUAGCCAUACUCUCCAAGACUCCGAUGUCCAUACAGAAGAUCCUGACUUCAGUUUGCCAGCGUGCAGCCGAGACCACCAACGCCUACGAGAGGCACCGCAUCCUCAUGAUGUAUCACCUGUUUGUGAACCUGCUGCUGUGUGAGGUUAAGGAUGGCCUGGGUGGAGCAUGGGCCUUUGUGCUCCGAGACAUCAUCUACACCCUUAUACACCACAUCAACAGCAGGUCGGGUCAUCAGGACGAGGUCUCUGCGCGCAGUCUUGCUCUGUGCUGCGACCUGCUCACUACCGUAUGCCAGACUGCCAUCCGCGUCUGCGACGAUGCUCUAGAGAGCCACCUACAGGUCAUUGUAGGAACUCUCACGGCACAAGUCACCGAGCAGACGACCAUAUCUCAACAGGUGCUGAGUCUGCUCAAGUUUCUGGUGAUAGAAAACCCAGAUAACACGUAUCUGAGGAGAGCAAUCCCUUUGCUUGAGCCUUUUCCUGAUCAGCCGGCCUUCGCAGAGCUCCGAUCGGCUCAGCAUGCGCUCAAAUACAGCUCUGGAGCCUUCACCCUCAGACAGGAGAUUGAGCAUUUCCUGUCCAUGACAUCAUGUGACUCGCUACCUCUUACUCGAAUGGAGGGCCUUAAAGAUUUAAAGAGACAGUUACACACUCACAAACAGCAGAUUGAGCAGCUGCUAAAAGAAUGUCACGCUGAUCCUGCCCACAGUGUGCUGGUCAAGCUGGUGCUGAACCUCUUGCAGCUGUGCAAACUGGCAGCCAACCAUCCUGGAGGCAGAGAUAUUUUAGAGGCUGUUGGGGGUUGCUUGGGAGAACUCGGGCCUGUGGACUUGUCUACCAUUGCGCUGCAUCAUGGGAAAGAUCAGAUGUACACCCAGGCAACAUCUCUUUAUCCUAAUGUUCUUCAUCAGUGGGUCUCCAUCAUCCUCAGCUGCAUGAACAACGCGCUGACGAACCAGAGUAUUUCUGUCCGCCAGGCCGCUGCUGCGUGUUUGAAGGACAUUUUGGCCACUUCGUCCGGUUUGGAUUUCUGGGAGGUGCACAAGAGCCAGAGAGACCCAAUGCUGCUUUACCUGAGUCCUUUUCGCUCAGCAAAGAAAAAAGAGAAGACGGUGAGACCGGAGGUCACAUCAGCUUCCAGAGAUCGAGUGGACAGUUCAGAGUUGUGGUCAGUGCAGCCUGGAAAACACAAGGAAUGGCUAAGGAACUUGUGCAUGGCUCUGCUGGACAGUGGAGGGGUCUGCAACGAAGCCCUACUCAUGACCAGAGCCCUUUGUGAGGUGAAAACAGAUUUCUGCCAAAAGAUGCUUCCCCUCUUCAUCCAUGACAUGCUGCUGGGAGACACAAAUGGCUCAUGGAGGGAACUUCUCUCCGUACAUAUCCAGCGCUUCUUCAGCAGCUGCUGCAGACCGGGCGUUUCCGGCAGCCGACCCACCACCCCCAUGCCCUCUGAUUCAGGAGACACGGAUGUUGGAGUUCAGAGCCAACCAGAUAAAUGUUCUCUGCGCACCAUGCUAGCUGUCAUCGACUACCUCAGACAGCAGAGACGACCACUGGGACCUAACAGUGCUGAGUGUGGAACCGUGUGCGAAUCCAACUUCUGGCUGGACCUGAACUAUCUAGAAGUGGCUCGAGCAGCACAGCUCUGCUCCGCCCAUUUCACCGCCCUGCUGUACUCUGAGAUCUAUGUGGACAACAUCCGCAACAACAUGGAGGAGAAGCGCAGAGCUCAAUCCAGAACAUCACGCAGGCUCACGUUUGAUGAUAACAGCCAAAACCUGUCCAUCGGCAGUAUGUCUGAGAAGAGUAUAGAGGACUCGGGCAUGAGCCUGCAGGAUAUCCUGAUUGAGGUGUACAGGAGCAUCGGGGAGCCUGAUAGCCUGUACGGAUGUGGAGGUGGCAAGUUGAUUAAUCCUCUCACUAGAAUCAGGACGUACGAGCACGAGGCCAUGUGGGGUAAGGCUCUGGCCUCCUAUGACCUUCAUGCCAAUCUCCCAGAGGUGACGAGGCAGGUUGGCAUAAUGGAGGGUUUGCAGAAUUUAGGGCUCUGUGGGAUCCUGAACACGUACCUGCACGGUCUGAGAAGACACGGGGCUGAGUGGGCACCCGAGUUUCGAGAAUUUCACUUCCAAGCAGCCUGGAGGAACACGCAGUGGGAGACGGACUUGGACGAGCGGAGUGAGAAACUGGAUCCCGGCUUCAACGAGUCUAUGUUCACUGCUCUACAAGCGCUGAAGGACAAAGACUUCUUCAUGUUUGAGCAAACACUGAAAUACACCAGAGGCAGCGUGGUUGAGGAGCUCUGUCGUGGCAGUCUGGAGGCCGCGUCCUCUCUCUAUCCGGCUCUAUGCAGCUUGCAGAUGAUCGAGGAAAUCCAAAGCGUCAAACAGCUUUUCAGUGAAUCCAGCCAACUGGACGUCUGCAGGAAGUGGCAUCAGCACUUGGACCUGCUGACAGACAGUGAUUUCAGCCUGGUGGAGCCGAUCCUGGCGCUGCGCUCAUCCAUUCAGGAGACGCUUCUCAAAUGCGAGAGCGACCCAGACAGGAAGAGCUUCCUGAGCUCCACCUACUCCUCACACCUGAUGGAACUGUGCAGACUGGCACGCGCUGCAGGAAACACACAGCUGGCAGAGCGGGCGGUGUUUCAGAUGAAACAACAGAACAUGGCGAGUGUGAGUGCUGCUACUUCCUGGGCGUGGCAGCUGGAAGAGGCGCAAGUGUUCUGGGUGAAGAAGGAGCAAGGACUUGCUCUGAGAUUACUCAAACAGAUGAUCGAUAAACUGGAGGAUCUGGUGGGUGUGAACUCUGCUGUGUUGCCAGUGUACGCUGAGUGUUUGAGACUAUGUGGCAGCUGGCUGGCUGAGACAUGUUUAGAGAGUCCUGCUGUAAUACUGGAAACCUACCUGGAGAGAGCUGUCACUGUGGGCCAGGACAGCUCUUCAGAACCUAAACUGCAGCGGCAGAAAACUCAGGCGUUCCUCUCGCUCGCCCGCUUCUCUGAUGCCCAGUAUCAAAGUAUCAAGAACUACAUGAGGUCAUCGGAGUUUGAGAACAAACAGGCGCUGCUGGAGAAGGCCAGAGAGGAAGUGGAGCUCAUGAAGGAGAGAAAAGUGGUCGAUAACAGGUACACAGUGAAGGUGCAGAGGGAGCUGAAACUGGACGUCCGUGCUUUAGACAACCUGAAGGCCGACCGCAGACGCUUCCUGCUAAAGGCGGUGGAGAAUUACACACACUGCCUCGCACUGGGUGAAGAACAUGACACCUGGGUGUUCCGGCUGGCGUCACUCUGGCUGGAGAACGUCGACGCGAAGAACGUCAACGACCUGAUGAAAGUAGGUGUCCAAAAGAUCCCAUCCUACAAGUUCCUGCCUCUCAUGUACCAGCUUGCUGCCCGCAUGGGCACCAAAAUGUCCAGUCCUGGCACUGCAGAGGAUGCGGAAUUCCACACUGUUCUCAACGAGCUGAUCCGUAGGUCAUCCAUGGACCACCCUCAUCACACACUCUUCAUCAUCCUCGCUCUGGUCAAUGCCAACAAGGACGAGUGCUAUUCCCGCAGCCGUCUGUCCAAGAGCAGCGCGCGGCAGGCUUCGCCCCUGGACCUGGACAGAGCCAACGUGGCACAGAAAAUCCUCAAUGAGAUCCGGAAGAAGAAGGCACGGCUGAUCCGGGGUAUUGAGACCCUCUGCCACGCCUACAUCACCCUCGCGUACAUGGAUGCACGCGGCCAUAAAACUGAGAAGAAGGCAAUCCCCAUCCCAGCAGAUCAACCCAUAAUGCAGAUUAGGGAUCUAGAGGACGUCAUAAUCCCCACCAUGGAGAUCAAGGUGGAUCCAUCAGGGAAAUAUGAGGAUCUGGUGACCGUCAGUUCUUUUAAACCUCACUUCCACCUGGCUGGAGGCGUCAACCUGCCGAAGAUCAUCGACUGUGUGGGCUCAGACGGUCAGAGCAGGAGACAGCUAGUCAAGGGGCAGGAUGAUCUGAGGCAGGAUGCAGUGAUGCAGCAGGUAUUUCAGAUGUGCUCCACACUGCUGCAGCGCAACGCUGACACACGCAGGAGGAAACUGAACAUUCGCCGCUACAAGGUGGUGCCUUUCUCUCAGAGGAGUGGUGUUCUGGAGUGGUGCUCUGGUACUGUCCCGAUAGGAGAGUUUCUAGUGGACUCUCAGAAGGGAGCACACAAACGUUUUCGGCCUCGAGACUGGAGCAACAUGGAUUGUCGCAGGAAAAUGAUGGAAGCGCAGAAGAUGGAAUUUGACAAGAAGCUCCAGGCGUACAUGGAGGUGUGCCAGAACUUUCGUCCCGUUUUCCGUUACUUCUGCAUGGAGAAAUUCCUGGACCCGGCCAUAUGGAUGGAGAAAAGACUGGCAUACACACACAGCGUGGCUACUUCCUCUAUAGUGGGCUACAUCGUUGGUCUGGGUGAUCGACACAUCCAGAACAUUCUGAUAGAUGAGCAGACAGCAGAACUGGUGCACAUAGACCUGGGUGUUGCCUUUGAGCAAGGGAAGAUCUUGCCCACUCCAGAGACUGUGCCCUUCAGGCUGUCUAGAGACAUUGUGGAUGGCAUGGGCAUCACCGGUGUAGAAGGAGUCUUCCGAAGGUGCUGUGAGAAGACCAUGGAGGUCAUGAGGAGUUCUCAGGAGGUUCUCUUGACCAUAGUGGAGGUGUUGUUGUACGAUCCUUUGUUCGAUUGGACGAUGAACCCACUUAAGGCCUUCUAUCUGCAGCAGCAGGACGAGCAGGCCGAGCUAAACGCCACCCUCAACCCCACACCUGGAGGAGAGGAACCCGAAACCCACCGCAAACCCAGCAGCGACAGUCAGAGCUUCAACAAGGUGGCGGAGCGCGUGCUGCUGCGGCUGCAGGAGAAACUCAAAGGUGUGGAGGAGGGAACGGUGCUCAGUGUCGGCGGCCAAGUCAACCUCCUCAUCCAGCAGGCCAUGGAUCCUAAAAACCUGAGCCGCCUCUUCCCCGGCUGGCAGGCAUGGGUUUGAAACACACACCUGCUAGAGUUGUUUCGUUAUCUUGUAUAUGCAAUUAAUCACGCUCAUGCUUUGCGAAAUGAGCAAAAGUUACUCCUGUACUGUAUGUAAUUCCAUCAGGAAUUUCUUGGAAAAGAUUCUUUGCACUAUCGGAUACAGUGAUACGGUUGUUUACUACAGCUGAGUGCAAAAGUUUGUGUACCCUUGAAUAGACAGGACCCUUGUGGUCCUGUCCCCCCAACCCCCCCCAACAAAUGAAUUAUAAUCGUAUAUUUCUGACAACCCUUGAUUUGCUUUAAUACAUAGGCCUAUAUAUUUAUGUAUUGAUCAUUUGAUGUUGUGAGAUGUUCAGAGCUGCUUAAUCGGAUUGAGCAGGGCCUCAUUAGUACUUUAUCGACCCACGUUUUAACAGUGUUAUAGUAGUUAAAUCACAUCGAGUUAAAUGCUUCUUUUAAGAGUACACAUUGUGAAAUAUCAGAUGCAAUCACGUUUAUCAAAAAAAAGUUCAAAAUGUUCUUUUCCCCAUCAGACCAUAAUUUCACAAUCCCAAAAUGUGAAAUGCCACAAGAUGCGAUGAAUGAAUGUUUUAUAGUUCUGUUGUAUUACAGGCUGGAAAAUUAAAUAAUAAAUGCAAUUAAAUAUCAGGUUCUUUUGAUUCCACAAGCAUUGUUGACACGCUGCGUGUCCAGGGGUACGAGAUUAGCCAUGUUUCAUUGAGAAAUAACAUGACACUGGCUGUGUUUCCAUCCAAGUUGCGAAUUUAACUUUUUUGUUUGUGCAUUUGAGAUUAAAGCACCGUUUCCAUCCACGUGUUCAAGAGAACAAAACCGUCACGUUCGGGGACACGAUCUAUCCAAACAUACUUCUCGCCCUCCGCCAUUUUUACUCUUCUGAGCCCAGUUAUCCAGUCACACGAUUUGUUCACACAAAGUCACAUGAGGAAUUUAUCCAAUAAAUGUGUUUCCAUCAUCGUUUUGUGCGCAUGUCUUCUUAUCGAGUAAAAAAAAAAAUUAUCCGCCUCAAUUGAGCGCACAAGUUUUUUUUUUGUUGUUGUUUUCUUUGGAGAUCUGUGUGGUCAGUCAUGCUUGGAUAAGAGUACUACUCUGACAAGAGUAGCUUAAUUAAUCCAGUAACACUUUGCAGUAUUGUUCUGUAGUUAAUAUCUAAUAAUGUGUGUAAAGCAGGAAUGAAUGAAUGAAUAUUAGGAUACUCUGUUGUGCUAUUUAUAGACAUUUGGAUAAGAUGAGAUAUAUAACUUUAUUAAUCCCCCGUAGGGGAAAUUUAGGUCAACAUAGCAGCACGAAGGAAUAUAAAAGAACAGAACAGGUGCCGUAUUGUAGAAGUAUUCACACACUAUUUACACUAUACAAUCAAUAAUAAUUAUUUUCAACCAAUUAAUGUCUCAGAUAUAAUCAGGCUUAAAUCUGUCAGUUUGGUGCUGUGGUGUUGUGGAGCCUGAGGGCUGAUGGCACAAAUGCCACAAAUGAGUCUGGAUGUCCGGAGGAUACGGUGAGGAUAAGGAUGUAAAGCUGCUCAGUCUGGCGGUGUCGCUGUUGCCUUUUUUAUCAGCAUUGUUGGGGUGAAGAGACCGAGUCCUCACACAGAGUUAAAUGUAAAACCCAGAUCGGGUCAUUUAUGUAAUUGGGUCGAAAAUAGAACGGAACACACUUUGGGUUCAUUGUUGUGCAAUACAAAACUUGGUUCAUAUUGACCCUUGUUUCUGGGGUUUUCUAUUCACGAUUAUUCAUGAUCCAGACAGUGUUAUUUGAAAAGGUAGUGUAUUUAUUUUACUUUUCUGAGAGAUGUAUUUAGUCCUUACAUUUAGGACUUGCAUUUAUUACAAUAACCAGCUAAAGACUGAUGGAGAUGACAUGUGGAAACUACUAAGCAAAGAACAAGUCAAUAGAUUUCGUUCAGUAGAGCACCGUUUUUGACCUCAUGAAGAUGUUUCACCGUUGAGGUCCUCUACGAUGAUGGAAAAUCCCCACCAUUUUAUUAGUGUGUAACUUAUACAAGUGGCAUCAUGAGACUGAUCUGACACCAGGGUCCAGAAUGUAACCAUCUAUACUGUAGGUAUUUUUGUUGUUGUUACAGACCUUCCCCUUUGUUUAGAGAUGUUUAUGGUGCACUUUCACUUACUGUAUACGGGGUCCUUUCCAAACGUGCAUGGUUGUCCUUUGGUUGGUUGUAAGUACAUUCUAAGGCAAAAGGUUUGUGGACAUCUGACCUGCUUUUUGAACAUCCCAUUCCAGAUGUAGUCCCUCUUUGCUGUUAUAAUAAACUCUACACUUCUGGGAAGGCUUUCCACUAGAUUUUGGAGCGUGGCUGUGGGGAUUUGUUUUCAUUCAGCCACAAGAUUAGUGGUGAGGUCAGGCGUUGAUGUUUGACGAGGAGGUCUGGCGCAAAGUCGGCGUUCCAGUUCAUCCCGAAGGUGUUCGGUGGAGUUGAGGUCCGUGCUCUGUGAAGGACACUCGAGUUCUACCAUAUCAACCUUGGCAAAACAUGCAUGGACUUCAUGGUGUGCACAGGGGCGCUGUCAUGCUGGACAGGUUCAGCCCAGUUAGUUCAGUGAUGGGAAUCUGUAAUGGGACAUGUCAUACAAUUGUGUGCCUCCAACUUUGUUUCAACAGUUUUGAGAAGGUCCACAUACGGGUGUGAUGGUCAGGUGUCCACAAAUAAUAUAGUCUGUAUAGCUGCAUCGUUAACCUGAGGAAGCAUGCUGUAGUUAACGUUUGUCGUCUCAAGCCCCUCAGUAGUCUUAGCACUGAGCUUGUGGG